This is a messenger RNA of Trichoderma asperellum CBS 433.97, 1068 nucleotides long. RefSeq lists its product as uncharacterized. The record is from RefSeq and is a predicted model, not a curated record. Gene Ontology annotation, biological process: fatty acid beta-oxidation. Gene Ontology annotation, cellular component: peroxisomal matrix. NCBI's taxonomy places the organism in Eukaryota, Fungi, Ascomycota, Sordariomycetes, Hypocreales, Hypocreaceae.
CCAAACUAAUCUACUGUACCAGUAACUUUUUUUUCUAUAAAAGACAGUAGUUUCUUUUCUAUAAUUAGGACUAGUCGAAGCUUGCGCUUUUUUGUUUUUAUCAUUUAGUAUUCAUUUCUUCGUAUAUUACAAUGACUUCCUCGAUUAUAGACGUUGACUACCGCGGACGCAUUGCGGUUGUCUCUAUUAAUAAUUCCAAAAAGCUCAAUGUACUAAGCCAGCAGCAAUAUUUCGAACUAGCCAGCCGCAUGAGAGAAAUAGCCACUCAUGAUGAAGUGUUCGUUACCGUAAUCACCGCAAAGGGGCGUUAUUUCUCUGCUGGCUUCGACGUUGGCAGUAACCCCCCCUUGCCCAAGGGAGAGGACAAGAUACGGCUACACUGGCUUCAGCACUUUCUUGCAUUCAAUAUCAACAUUACCGAUGCUUUCGCCACCCACCCAAAGGUCUUGGUUGUAGCCCUCAACGGACCUGUCAUUGGACUAUCUGCAUCCCUUACAGCGUUUGCAGAUUUUGUGUACUGCAUCCCAGACACAAUUCUUUUCAUGCCAUUCGCAUCUCUUGGCCUCGUCACUGAGGGCGGCGCCUCGCGAGCCCUAGUUCAGCGACUAGGAGUAGGAAAGGCGAAAGAGGCGCUACUCAUGUGCAAAAAGAUCACAUCAGAUGAACUCCUAGCUGCGGGCUUUGUUAACAAGAUCUUCCCCUGUAGCCAAGGCGAAGAGGACAAGUUUCAUCGGCUUGUAUUCGACGAGAUUGAAGAGAAGCUGGGCGAUCAACUUGUGGGAGAAAGCUUGAUACAGAUUAAGAAGCUCAUUAAUAAAUCUGAAGUGGAAGCAAUGGAGCGGCAAAAUAUCGCCGAAGUAUUUGCCGGUGUCAACAGCCUAGUCACGGGACUUCCACAGGCCGAGUUUGACAAGAUUUCUUCUGGUCGUAAGCGCUUUAAACUAUAGACAACUAUUUGUACAAGUCAUUAUCUAGGAACCUAAAUCUUAGUCUAAUUGUUUCUUAUCCGUUGAAGCUUCUAUCUAGCAGAUUGGUGGAGUAAUCUUCCACUAUUACAGGAGACAUCGU